AGUCUAGAUGAUGGUGCUCCCCUCCCCCCCCCAUCCCUACUUCUGCAGGGGCCAUGGCCACCCCCAGCCCUCAGGCUCACAAGUCAGGAUCUCCUCCACUUCUCUCUAUGUCCACAUCAUCUGAGGCCAAGGGUUGUUGUGGAAGCAUCCCCGGGAUGCUCCCUCCUCUCCCUGGACACCGUCCCUAUCCUGGCACAGUUCCUCCUGGUCUCACCUCCUCCCCUGGAAUCCUUCAGCCUGCCCAGGGGUCACUCUGCCUCACUGGCCCCUAAUAGGGUUUACACCACCCCUGCUCAAUAACCUCCAGUGGCUCCCUAUCACCUCAGCCAUCUGCCCAUGCCAGGCACUAUGCUAUGUUCUGGGGACAAAGAGCUUAGGUAAAAGGCUCCCAGCCUAGGGGGGAGGCAGGCUAACAAGCGACCCAGAGGGCACAUACAGCCUUUCCCCUCCAAUUCGCUUCCACCUUACAUCCACCUCCAGGGAUGCUCCUCAUCUUCAUCUCCCCUGCUCCUGCAAGUCUUACUAGAAUGCCGCCUCCUCCAGGGAGCCUUCCCCAGUCCUCCUAAUUCUGGGACCUUCCCUCAGAUGACAACUUCCCACAGGUGCUGUGGGUCCACAGACCCUAGUUGGGGGGCAGGUGGCCAAAUGGGUAGGGCCCUGAGUCUGCAGUCAGGAAGAUUCGUCCUCCAGCACGUACUGACUAUGUGACCCUGGGCAAGUCGCUUCCCCUCUGCUCCAGAGAACCGGGGCAGCUGCAAUCCUUCCUCCCUCGCCCCCUCCCGGUGGUCACAUAGCACAGCAGAAAAUGGAGGAAUCCAAACAGGACCCUCCAAAGAACAGGGCCCUCAUCAAAGGGGAAUCAUGGCCAGGAGGUGGGGAAGGACAGGCUGAGGCUGCGGGAAGAAAGCCGCACUUAGUAGGUGGCUGUAAGUACCGGCUCCUCCGGCUCCCUACACCUCCAAGGAAAAUGGGCUCAGGAUGCCGGCGCACCAGCCUCCCCGCCCUCCGGACUACAUUGCCCAGGAGCCCUUGCGUAGGGACCUCGACCUCUCCGAUUAUGUCACUUCCGCUUCUUUUCUCUGAUCCUCCUAGAGGCGGAAUCCUGCCCGCUGAAGGAGGCCUCUUUCCCAGCCGGAGAGUAGGAAGAACUAAGACAGCGUAAUGGCGCUUGGGCCCUCUGAAGCCGGGAGCCCCGAGGGGUCCGUGAUGUUCCGGGACGUGGCUGUGCUCUUCUCCCCGGAUGAAUGGGGGCGCCUGGGCCAAGGCCAGAGGGAGCUGUACUGGGAGGUGAUGCUGGAGAACUACCAGACCCUAGUGUGGCUGGGCCUUGCAGUGACCAAACCGGACGUGAUCUCUCUGCUGGAGCGAGGGCGGACACCGUGGAUGCCAGCGCCGGGAGGCCCGAGAUCCAGCUGUCCAGAUUGGAACACUCGGAAUAAAUCCAAAGAAUCCACUCCACAACCAGGCAUUUCUAUGGUGGAAUCAUCCCAGAAAAGACUCUCAGGGGAUUCUCUUUGGAUCUUGAAGAAGGGAGGUGCCUCUGAAUGUUAUGGCAGGUCAAAGGAAGAGCAGAGCAAUGAGAACCAAUAUUUUAGACAAUUAAAAAUCGCCAAAGGAAAAUCCAGUGAAGUAAGAGGCCAGCAGCAUACUAAAUGGAGAUCUAUCCUAGUGCCUGUUGUUUUUCCACAAAAGAGAUUAUUUGUAGGAAAGAAUAUUCAUAAAUGUGAUACACAGAGAAAGAGUAUCAGAAUGUAUUCAGACACAACACAGUAUAAUAGAAACUGUUUAAAGAAGAAAUUUUCUAAUGAUGAUAGAUGUCAGAAAUAUUUUGACUAUAAUUUUGAUCAUACUGAAAAACAUAGAUUACAUACUGGAAAGAAACUUUAUGAAUGUAAUGAAUGUGAGAAGUCUUUCCUCAAGAAUACUGAACUUACUCUACAUCAGAGAAUUCACAGAGGAGAACAGCUCUAUGAAUGCACUGAAUGUGGAAAGGCCUUCCAACAGAAUUCAUAUCUUAGGAAACAUCAGAAAAUUCAUACUGGAAAAAAACCUUAUGAAUGCAAUGAAUGUGGGAAGGCUUUCCAUUGGAGAACACAACUUACCGAACAUAAGAGAAUUCAUACUGGAGAAAAACCUUAUGUAUGUAAUGAAUGUGGAAAGUCUUUUCUCUGGAGCAGUAACUUUACAAGGCAUCAGAGAACUCAUACUGGAGUAAAACCUUAUGAAUGCAGUGAAUGUGGGAAGGCUUUCUGCCAGAACUCAUAUCUUAGGAAACACCAGAAGAUUCAUACUGGAGAGAAACCUUAUGAAUGUAAUGAAUGUGGGAAAACCUUCCAAUGUAGAACACGACUUGCUAAACAUCAGAGAAUUCAUACUGGAGAGAAACCUUAUGUGUGUACUGAAUGUGGAAAGGCUUUCCUCUGGAGUACUGACCUUAUUAGGCACCAGAGAACUCAUACUGGAGAGAAAUCUUAUGAAUGCAAUGAAUGUGGGAAGGCCUUUUGGGAUAAGACAGGUCUUACUCAACAUCAUCGAAUUCAUGUUGGAGAAAAACUUUAUAAAUGCAAUGAUUGUGGGAAGGUUUUCCUCCAGAGUACAACACUUAUUCGACACCAGAAGAUUCAUACUGGAGAGAAACCUUAUCAGUGUAAUGAAUGUGGGAAGGCCUUCUACCAGAGGGCAGAACUUAUUCGACAUCAUAAAAUUCAUACAGGAGAGAAACCUUAUGAAUGUUUUGAAUGUGGGAAGGCUUUUUAUCAGAGAGCAGCUCUUACCCAACAUUAUAAAAUUCAUACUGGUGAAAGACCUUACAAAUGCAAUGAAUGUGGAAAGGGCUUUCACCAUAACUCACACCUUAUUCAGCAUCAGAAAAUUCACACUGGAGAAAAACCCUAUGAAUGUUAUGAAUGUGGAAAAGCCUUUGCCUGGAGCAUGGCACUUACUCAACAUCAGAAAAUUCAUACUGGAGAGAAACCUUAUGAAUGCAACGAAUGCAGGAAGACUUUCUGUGUGAGAGCAGAGCUGAAUCAACAUUAUAGAGUUCAUAGUGGAGAAAAACCCUAUAAAUGCAAUGAAUGUGGGAAGGCAUUUUCCAGGAACACAACGCUUAUUCGACAUUAUAGCAUUCACACUGAAGAGAAACUUUAUUCAAUGUAAUGAAUAGAGAGACUCCUUCUACUGGAAUGUACUCCAACUGAAGAAAAGAAAUCCUAUGAAUGUGAAAGCCCUUCAAUAAAAUUUAAUAAACAUUAGACAUUUCCUACUAGAGAAAAACCCAAUUAAAUAUAUAUAUAUAUAAUACUAGAGGGAAACCAUGUGACUAUAAUGAAUAUAGAUAGUCCUUCAGUGAAUAAUGGUCAACCAUUCCCCUUCCUCUUCAACCAAAACAUGGUGGACUAGAAACAUACACUUUCAGACAUGGCCAGUGUGUGUGGAUUUGUUUGUCCAAAUUUAUUUGUUAUAAGAGGGGAGGGGAAACAGUGGGAAGUGACAAUGAUAUUGAAGGGAAGAAAACAACUUCAAUAAAACAAACAAACAAAAGCCAGUGUGCAAACUUAUUAAUGUCACAUCUUCAUGAAAAAGUUAAGAGAUCUGAAGACUAGACCACAGUACGGUCAGGUGGGAUUAGAACUUUAUGAAUGGCUGUACCCAAUGAGAAGUCAUAAUUGACUCACUGGCAGCUUGGAAGGGGUUAUUUACUGAAGUUAGUUUUAUUAAUAUCUUGUAUAAAAGCUUAGGAGGCAAGCUUACAAAAUUUGUAGAUGACACAAAACUGGGUGGCAUAGCUAAAACACUGGCUGACAGCAUCUAAAAAGAUCUUGACAAGUCAGAUCAUUGGCUAGAUGUAAGAUUAGAUUGAAUUAGUGGAUAGGUUCUAAGGCUCAGUUUCACAAGUACUAGGUAGAGGAGAUAAUCCUUCCUUCUAGUUAGCAAGAGAAUUAACCACCUGGAAGAGAUUUAGGAAUUCAAAUGCCAAAGAUUUUUUUUUAAGUAGUAAGUGCUGGAAAGACUAUAGGAUGACAAGUCUACAAAUACAGCAUUGGUGGGCCUGGUCCAUGUUUUGGACUAAAAAGUCACUAAACUGUUCAUACUUCAAACCCAGAGAUCACAUUUCUAGUCAAGUAAAGUCACUCUGGGAAGUGAAAGACAAAAGUCCCAUGGAUACCAAAAAUAUUCACAGCAUCACUCUUGUUUCAAAAUGUGGUAGUGAUGUUGGCGACCAAAGCAAAGGACCAGUUGGGAAUGGCUGUACAGGUUCUAACAUUUGACUGCAAUUAAAUUUUAUGCUAUAAGAGACAGUGGACAUGAGAAAUUCUGAGAAGCAUAGGAAGACCUAAGAAUCAAUGUAAAGAAAGUUGGUGAAUCCAUAACAAUCUAUAUAAUUACAAUGGCAAAAAUGAAAACAUUAAAAAGCAAUCAGAUUCUAAUCAAUUGUAAUCAACCCACAAAUGAGCUUUUAUUGAUCAUCUGUACACCAGAUACUGUACCACAUUUGGGAGACACAGACAAAAAUAAAGUGGUCCCUGCCCUCAAGGAGCUUGUAUGCUACUGGGGAAGUCAUAUACACUUAUAAGUAUAAACAAGUAUACAUAAAAUAAAAAGUAAUUUUUGGCAAUGACUAACCAGUUUGGAAAACUACAGGUUAAAUAAAGUACCAUCCUGUGCUUAUUAUCAGGAAGAAGACAGUAUGAAUAU
Molecule: messenger RNA, 4695 nt
Organism: Monodelphis domestica (gray short-tailed opossum)
Lineage: Eukaryota; Metazoa; Chordata; Mammalia; Didelphimorphia; Didelphidae
Biological process (GO): regulation of transcription by RNA polymerase II
Cellular component (GO): nucleus
Molecular function (GO): RNA polymerase II cis-regulatory region sequence-specific DNA binding; DNA-binding transcription activator activity, RNA polymerase II-specific
Source: RefSeq, a predicted model, not a curated record